Messenger RNA from Drosophila rhopaloa, 1387 nucleotides. Its product is annotated as inactive pancreatic lipase-related protein 1. The coding region runs from base 273 to 1295 and encodes 340 amino acids. The record is from RefSeq and is a predicted model, not a curated record. Gene Ontology annotation, biological process: lipid metabolic process. The transcript has 6 exons. NCBI's taxonomy places the organism in Eukaryota, Metazoa, Arthropoda, Insecta, Diptera, Drosophilidae. Gene Ontology annotation, molecular function: lipase activity.
GCGGUGCGAGCAUUUUCGAGCGAGAGAUCAGUUGGACUUUUGCGACGGGGCGGUGCGCUUGUAUUUUUAGUCGUCUCUCUGUUUGUCGGUCAAUGUUUGUUUAACUGGCGAUUCCGAAUCACUCGUAACUCGCCACGCCACACUAAUCCGGCUAACCGAGUGUCCGUCCCAGUCUUUGCCAAUCACCGCAUGGGAGCAGAGGAUAUCCGGACAACCCACUGGCCACGUAAUCAAUCAUUUUAUGGACUAAUAGCCGCCAACCCCAAAGCAACAUGCACAAGGCCAUUAAAAACAAAUCCAGGCUGCUCUGUGGACUAAAGAACUCCAAGGCGGAUCUGACGACUGCGAAGUUUAUACUAUAUUACGGACCCACCGUAGCAGAUAGUGAUAUCUAUGACUUAACCGAUUUCCAAAGUCUAUUGGAGGACGAGCACUUGGAUUUGUGCAAGAAUACCGUGCUCUAUUUGCAUGGCUACCUCGAAGAUCCGGAUGUGGAGAGCAUUCACGUUAUAGCUGAAGCCUAUCUGGAACGUAAGGAUACCAACCUUAUUGUCCUGGACUGGGGUGAGCUGGCCGAUGGCAACUAUAUGUUCGAUGCCUUCCCCAACCUUAAGCAAUUGGGCCCAGAGCUGGCCAAGGUCCUGCUCCAAAUGUUUGACCAUGGCCUGGACAUUGAGAAGUUUCACAUUGUCGGACACUCGAUGGGCGGCCAACUGGCCGGACUCCUCGGUCGCGAAAUCAUUAAGCGCACCAAAGGCGUUAGAAAGCUAAAAAGAAUUUCCGCCCUGGAUCCCGCCUUUCCGCUAUUCUACCCGGGCGCCCACCUUUCCGCGAAUGAUGCGGAGUUUGUGGAUGUGAUACACACGGAUGCCUGGCUCUACGGUGCUCCGACGAGCACUGGAACGGCGGAUUUCUGGCCCAACGGAGGCAGCAGCCUGCAGCCGGGCUGCCCCAAGCGGAACUACAAAAUGCUCAGCGACAACGACCUGUCCAGCCAUCGGCGCAGUUGGUGGUUCUGGGCCGAAAGUGUUUCAGAUCGGUAUCCCAUUGGAUUCGAUGCAGUGCCUGCAAAGAAAUGGUCGGACUUCAAGCAGAACAAAACAGCGGAUACAUGCCCGCCGGUGGUGAUGGGUCACCAUUGCCCGACGAUAAUACAUGGCGACUUUUACUUACAAACCAACGGUCAAACACCUUUCGCCAGAGGCAAAGAGGGUGCUGUAUAUGUUGACCCCAAGGAGCUGCUAGGAAAUACCCACAGUAUCACCUGCGACUGCCCUCCGCAGCAAAUAAAUUAAAUAGACCAUAAACAAUUUCACAGUGUACAUUACAAAAUGUAGCUAAAUUAAUGUGGCUUCUAUAACGCUUAAAUUUUGUUGUUGACCAAAAA